Molecule: messenger RNA, 5878 nt
Organism: Coregonus sp. 'balchen'
Lineage: Eukaryota; Metazoa; Chordata; Actinopteri; Salmoniformes; Salmonidae
Source: the annotation of a GenBank genome assembly
AUGCGCAGUCGUCAACAGCUCAGGACACUUCCGAAUCUCCAUGAGAAAGCCCCCUGCGAAAGUGUCCCGGUGAGCCGAACACCGCAGGUUUAUGUUAAUCGACUCUCAGAGGAGGGGAGCCGCGGAGCCAUUUUGUAGUCAUUUAGAAAUUGCCCGUGGAAUAAUGUGACUGCGCUCCGUGGAUACUAUGGAUAUAAGUGUCUUUUCCACUUUAAAACUUCACCAUGAAGGAUAAAGGAAAAAGGGAGAUGGAUAGUUAAUGUUUUUGUGGAGGUGUUUCGAUGAAGUUGAAUGGGAUUUGUUGGAGUUUUAAGCCAUGGAAUUACCGAUGUAUUGGAUUUGGGUUUGUGUUCUAUUCAAUGUGCCCAUGCUAGGAUGUUUCGAGCUACACCUUUCGGAGACGUUACAAACUGGGACCGUUUUGGCAAAUUUGUCCCUGGGGCCCGGUUGGAUUUACAAAAUCGACAGGACUUUAACUCCUAAAUACAUUCAGAACUUUUUACAAGUGGAAUGGCAAGAAGGAGCUCUCCGUAUGUACGGAAAAGUGGAUUGUGUGCGCUUAUUGAGGAACCCGGUGCCUGUCUAUAUCAGGAUAGGGUCGUUGACGUCAGAAAAUUUUGUUUUGACACAUUUCAAUACAUUUGUACACGGACAGGACUGUUUUAUCAAAUACAAGAGAAAGAGCACAAUAGGUAAGCCCGACAUUCACAUCAAUUACCUUUCCAAACUGGAAGCAACUUCCUGCUUAUCCGCAGGUCAUUUGCUUGUGAAUGUAACAGAACUUUUGCCUGCCUUUACGCGAAAUACCAAUUUUUCUGCCUCAUGCACUACUGGGAAAGACUUGAGAGCAGUUUUUAAACAUGGCAAUCUAUUGCUGGACGACGACUACUGUUUGGGGCACGGAGAGCUGAGCGAGGUGCAUUUGCAUUGUACACUGCGUGCUCUGAGUGACCAGCGCGUCCGCGUCUCGGUGAGCGCGAGGUUGCGGUUGGUGACAGUGGUUGAGAUUGUGCCUGGCAAAUGGAACAACCGAAAACGGAGAAAUGUGAACACACCUCCCCAGUUUCAGCUCCCCAACUACCAGGUGUCUGUUCCCGAGAAUGAACCAUCAGGGACCCGCGUCAUCACACUAAAGGCCACUGAUCCUGAUGAUGGAGAGGCCGGUAGAAUAGAGUAUGGAAUGGAGGCCCUCUUUGACAGCAGAUCCAACAAUUUUUUGUAAUAAACCCUCAGACAGGUGCUAUUACAACAGUGCAGCCUUUAGAUAGGGAGGUCAAAGACACACACGUCUUCAAAGUAAUGGUAACAGACAACGGCUCCCCACGGCGUUCAGCCACGUCUUACCUCACAGUGACGGUCAGCGACACCAACGACCACGGGCCGGUGUUCGAGCAGACUGAAUACCGGGUAACCAUACGGGAGAAUGUAGAGGUGGGCUUUGAGGUCAUGACCAUAAGGGCCACAGACGGGGACGCACCCUCCAACGCCAAUAUGGUCUAUAAAAUAGUCAACAGCGACGGAGUGAACGCUGGUUUUGAGAUCGACUCACGCCAUGGGCUGGUGAGGAUCAGAGAGCGGCCCGAUAGAGAGACCAUGUCCCAGUACCAGCUGAUCGUGGAAGCCAACGACCAGGGGAAAGACCCUGAACCCCGGAGCGCCACGGCCACCGUCAACAUCUCUGUAGAGGAUGAGAACGACAACUACCCCCAGUUCAGUGAGAAACGUUACGUGGUCCAAAUCCCUGAGAACGUGGCCGUCAACUCUAAAGUCAUUCAAGUCGAGGCCACGGACAAAGACGAGGGAAACAACGCUAAGGUCCACUACAGCAUCAUCAGUGGCAACGUAAAGGGACAGUUCUACAUCCACUCUCCCACUGGGGUCAUCGAUGUCAUUAAUCCCCUGGAUUACGAGAUGAUUAGGGAGUAUAAUUUACGGAUUAAAGCUCAGGAUGGCGGCAGGCCUCCGUUGAUCAACGGGACUGGGAUGGUGGUGGUCCAGGUGGUUGACGUAAAUGAUAACGCUCCUAUGUUCGUCAGCACGCCGUUCCAAGCCACUGUGCUCGAGAAUGUGGCCAUUGGCUACUCAGUAAUCCACAUCCAGGCUAUAGACGCUGAUUCUGGGGAUAACGCCCGUCUGGAGUACUGUCUCACCGACACCUCCCUGGUUUCCCCUUCACCAUCAACAACAGCACUGGGUGGAUCACGGUCGCCGUGGAGCUCGACAGGGAAACCACUGAGUUCUAUACCUUCGGCAUGGAAGCGAGGGAUUGUGGGAUACCUGUGAUGUCAUCCUCGGCCAGCGUGAGCAUCACGGUCCUAGAUGUGAACGACAACAUCCCGACCUUCACAGAGAAGGUGUAUUCUCUAAAGAUUAAUGAGGAUGCUGUGGUGGGGACCAGUGUGUUGACAGUGACAGCCGUUGACAGGGAUGUAAAUAGCGUCGUAACCUAUCAGAUCUCUAGCGGAAACACCAGGAACCGUUUCGCCAUCACCAGUCAGAGUGGAGGCGGGCUCAUCACCUUGGCGUUACCCUUAGACUACAAACAGGAGCGCCAGUACAUCCUGACAGUGACGGCUUCGGACGGCACGCGUUAUGACAUGGCACAGGUGUUCAUCAACGUCACGGACGCCAAUACGCACCGUCCCGUGUUCCAGAGCGCCAACUACCAGGUGAUGAUUAGCGAGGACCGGCCCGUGGGGUCCACCGUGGUCGUCAUUAGCGCCACUGACGAAGACACGGGUGAGAACGCUCGCAUCACGUACAUCAUGGAGGACAACGUACCCCAGUUUAAGAUCGACCCCGACACAGGCGCCAUCACCACCCAGAUGGAGAUAGACUACGAGGACCAGGCGUCGUACACGCUAGCCAUAAUCGCCAGGGACAGCGGCAUUCCUCAGAAGUCCGAUACAACCUAUGUGGAGAUAAUAAUCCUGGAUGCCAACGACAACACACCUCAGUUCCAACGGGACAUGUAUCAGGGGACUGUAUUCGAGGACGCACCCGUUUACACCAGUGUGCUCCAGAUAUCUGCCUCCGACAGGGACUCCGGGUCCAACGGUAGGCUGAGCUACACCUUCCAGGGUGGAGAUGACGGGGAGGGGGACUUCUUCAUCGAGCCCUACUCUGGCAUCAUCAGAACAGCCAGGAAGCUAGACAGAGAGAACGUGCCUGUGUAUACCCUGAAGGCCUUCGCUGUGGACAAGGGGAUUCCUCCUCUCAAAGCAGCGGUGGACAUCCAGGUGUCGGUGCUGGAUAUUAACGACAAUGCACCCGUGUUCGAGAAGGACGAACUGUUUAUCUACGUAGAGGAGAACAGUCCCGUCGGUUCCGUUGUGGCUCGGAUCAGCGCCACCGACCCAGAUGAAGGGAACCAACGCUCAGAUCAUGUACCAGAUCGUCGAGGGGAACAUCCCUGAGGUCUUUAAGCUGGACAUCUUCAAAGGCGACCUCACCGCCCUUACGGACCUCGACUACGAGUCCAGAACCGAGUACGUCAUUGUGGUCCAGGCCACGUCCGCUCCCCUCGUCAGCCGGGCCACAGUCCACAUCCGUUUAGUCGACAUCAAUGACAACGACCCGGUUCUGCAGAACUUUGAGAUUAUCUUCAACAACUAUGUGACCAACAAGUCCAAUAGUUUCCCCUCAGGGAUCAUAGGGAAGGUGCCUGCCCAUGACCCGGACGUGUCGGAUAAACUCCACUACAGCUUUGAGUCGGGGAAUGAGCUGAACCUACUGGUGCUGAAUGCAGACACAGGGGAACUAAAGCUCAGCAGAGACCUGGAUAACAACAGACCUCUAGAGGCCCCCAUGACUGUCUCUGUCUCCGGUAAGAGCACCUAAAAUGUAUAAAUGCAAAUGGCUGAUCCGCUUAUUACCAUGUCUUAUUAUUAUUAAUACCUGUAAUUACCUGUCUUAUUACCUAAAGAAAACGCCUUGUUCAUAAAUCAUAUUCUUCUGGCCUUGUAUUUAGAGGUUUAAAAUAGGCCUAGUUUCAUGCUGGCAGAGUUGAAUGAGUAAGCAAAGGACUUUAUUCAAGAUGGAUAUCUCAGCGGUGAUUUUCAUGGUCUGGUAUGACCGAGAGUUGAAUUAAAUGAAGCAAAGAAGCAUUUGAAAGUAAGCUAUUUUGGUUUUCCACUCUUUCCAAUCACCUGAAAUAGUUUGCUGCUUGCAGAGUGGAAUAAGUGUAAGAAAUAUAUGUGAGAUAGAUAAUAGAUAUCACAGUUGUAAUAUCAUAUUUAUCGUCUGGAACUGUGUGUAGUUGACUGCGUGUUCUAUUGAAGCGACGCGGAGCGGUAGGUGGUAGGAUCUGGUUCUACCGCUUUACGCUGUUUGUGUGAUACUGUAUUGUGGUGGUCAGUGGUUGCCUGGGUUCAUAAAAUGUGCUAUUAUACCAGGUGCCCUUAUUUUUUAACCAAUGUUGUUAUUUUUUCACUGCAGAAAUGCGGUUUGCACAUAUCAACAUCAUAGCACGCGAGACACCUUCUUCAAAGAACUCACCUUACAUGAGAACAGCUUAAGUUGGCACUUUUUUCACUUAGGUUAGCAGGAAUGGUUAAGUGUGAUGAUCAAAACUGCUACAAUGUCUGUCUCACGCAUUCAGUCACUGAUAUAGUUCUCCGUGCUUUACAUAGCCUUAGUCAGCAGUUCGUGCUGGGGGAUUUUGCUGCAAUUUCGGUUAAAACGAGGAGUGACUUGUUGCUGAUUGUGUUGUACAGCCCAUACAGUUAUCUGCAUUCGUCGGUACCUCAUGCAGAAAGAAUUUGUGUGAAAGAUGUCCUCUUAUACAGCAGUAGACUUUGUUCUUUUGAGUUAAAGAUUACACCAAUGCAAACACCCAUAGCUCACACCCUCACAGAGACACUGUAGUAGAGGUUAUUUCAACUGUAAUAUAGAGCAUGGAUGUUAUACAGGUCUUCUUAUUGACUUGUUUCAGGCAGUAAGUGGGAGAGAGGCAUCCUAUCCCCAUGAGAGAAUGCUGUCAUAUUGACAGCUGUUUGUCUCUCUGUGAAGGCUUUUCUUUCAAUUCGCAUCAAGUUCCCGAUAUGGCAAACUGCCUAGCACCUUAAGUCUCUCUCUCUCUCUCUCUCUCUCUCUCUCUCUCUCUCUCUCCUCUCUCUCUCUAUCUCCUCUAUCUAUCUUCUCUCUCCUCUCUCUUCUCUCUCUCUCUCUCUACUCUCUCUCCUCCUCUCCCUCUCAUCCCCUCUCUCUCUCUCUCUCUCUCUCUCUCUCUCUCUCUCUCUCUCUCACUCUCAUUCCCUCUCUUUCUAUUUACCAAGAAUGAAACCUCUCUAAGCCUUUCCUUCUCAACCUCUCUCAUAAUUAGUUAUCUCAAUGACUUGUCUUUUUCUGUGUAACAAACGACAGUCUGGCCCUAUGAGUGUCCAGAGGCUCGUGGUCACUAGUGGACCUUCUGAAGGGGCAGCUAGCCCCUUGUGUCUUGCUUUCACAUUCGCCAAUAACAAUUUGGACUAUUGAGGUCUCCUUGACAAUGCUGACCCCCGGCUGUCCCUCGAGGGGCACCCCUGCCCCCCUCCAUCAGACCAUCAGAAUAAUGUGUUUUACACACACACACACACACACACACACACACACACACACACACACACACACACACACACACACACACACACACACACACACACACACACACACACACACACACACACACACACACAAACAAACACUCACACACACACACUCUCACACACACACACACACACACACACACACAUUCCAACCCCCAACCUCCCUCCUCACUACUCCAGACACACCCUGAUGUCAAAUGUUAGGUAACCAUUAACACUGGUACUCUGACCUCUCAACCCCAGGCCCAGGGGAGAGGAAGGGCCCCUAUAGGGACAACAGGAGACCAGACUGA